Closterium sp. NIES-65 is the source of this 301-nucleotide messenger RNA. The record is from the annotation of a GenBank genome assembly. NCBI's taxonomy places the organism in Eukaryota, Viridiplantae, Streptophyta, Zygnematophyceae, Desmidiales, Closteriaceae.
GUGCACAGUGCAUGGCACUGUGGAGGAGCCCAUUCACGCCCUCGCGCGUUCCAAGGCCGCUGCUGCCCCACUCGCCACCGCCCAUGCUGCCACCAACCCUCGGUCUCACAGGGACCGCGACUCACUUACCCUCGCUGAUAUCACCGCGCUCUUUCCCCAGGCCUGUUCUGCUGGAGAAGGUAGGGGGGCGGAGGAACGGGUGGUGGCGGUGGGAGGUGAAGCAGAGGGGAGUGCGGACAGGGAGGGCCGGAAUACCCACUGCGUGGCGUCUGCUGGUCCUUUCAUCUUUGUCUGGGUAUAG